This is a messenger RNA of Oncorhynchus mykiss (rainbow trout), 2465 nucleotides long. RefSeq names its product heparan sulfate 6-O-sulfotransferase 2 (gene hs6st2). Lineage: Eukaryota; Metazoa; Chordata; Actinopteri; Salmoniformes; Salmonidae. Gene Ontology annotation, molecular function: heparan sulfate 6-sulfotransferase activity. Gene Ontology annotation, cellular component: membrane. The record is from RefSeq and is a predicted model, not a curated record.
AUGCCCCAGAGUCUGCAACACCACCUGUGCAAGCGUCACCAUGAAGACCAAGGAGCUCACCAAACAGUUUCUCUCGGGAAGAUGGAUGAAAGGUCCACCACACCACCGGCCCUGGUGAUAAUCUUGCUCUUUGGCGUUAUUGUGCUUCAGUACCUUUGUCCUAGCUCCGAUUGCCAACUGUUGCACCUAGGAUCAUUGGCCUCCAACUCGGGCAGCAAUGCCAUCGGGUCCCAGGGAAACGACAUUGGUCUCAGUGGACAGGACACAUACGUCGCUGAGGACUGUGCCCUAGCCCGUUUUGUUCCCCGCUUCAAUUUCACUUCUGCAGACCUCAGUCGACUCGUAGACUUCAAUAUCCAGGGAGAUGAUGUUAUUGUUUUCCUACACAUUCAUUAGACAGGGGGCACAACAUUUGGUCGACAUUUAGUACGUAAUAUUAAACUCGAGAGGCCUUGUGAGUGUCAUGCUUGCCAAAAGAAAUGCACCUGUUACCGGCCAGGUAAAAGGGAAACGUGGCUUUUCUCUCGGUUCUCCACUGGCUAGAGCUGUGGUCUUCACGCGGACUGGACCGAGCUGACCAACUGUUGCCAACUGUUGCACCUAGGAUCAUUGGCCUCCAACUGUUAUUUUAUGAACACGCGCGAGCCCCCCAAGAAGCCUACAGUUCCCAGCCGGAACUACUACUACAUCACCAUCCUGCGUGACCCGGUGUGGUGCUACCUGAGCGUGCAGCGCGGUGCCACCUGGAAGGCCUCCCUGCACGUGUGUGACGGGCGCGCCCCCACGCUGGCCGAGCUGCCCAGCUACUACCCCGGGGAUGACUGGUCCGGCUGCUCCCUGCAGGAGUUCAUGGACUGCCCCUACAACCUGGCCAACAACCGGCAGGUCCGCAUGCUGGCAGACCUCAGCCUGGUGGGCUGCUACAAUGUCUCGGCCAUGAGCGAGGACGAGCGCUGGGCUGUGUUAUUAGAGAGCGCCAAGUGGAACCUGCGGGGCAUGGCCUUCUUCGGCCUGACAGAGUACCAGAGGGAAACCCAGUACCUGUUUGAGAGGAUCUUCCGCCUGGCGUUCAUCUCCCUCUUCACCCAGCUCAACGGCACGCGGGCAGCCAGCAUAGAGUUCGUGCCUGAGACGCAGCUCCAGGUCCGCCAUCUGAACCAAUGGGAUGAGGAGCUGUACGAGUAUGCCCGUGACCUGUUGCUCCAUCGCUUCCAGGUGGCCCGGGAGCAGGAGAGGAAACAGGCCAGGGAGAGGAGGCAGCAGAAGAGGAGGAGGCUCAGAGGGAAGCUGGGGUCAACCAGGCUGGGGAUGGGGUGGCCGAGUGGCCCAGCGAUAAGCGCCAGUGGACAGAGACCCAGGCUGGGGAGGCAAUCACCACCCACCUACGACCACCCUCCCCAGAAAGGAAGCAUCAGAAGAGGGGAGGUGGAGAGCCUGUUGAGGCUGAGGUGCAGCUGCCAGACUGGUGGGGUCUGGAGGAGAACAGCACCAUUGAGGACUACAUGGAUAAUGUGGAACAGUGGCUGUAGUAGUGAGAGGACCAAGUUGGAGAAAGAGGGAAGGGUUGAGCCUCGUCUAUACAGACAUUAUGGGCGCUUCCUGCAAAUGUGCACUUCUUCACGUCCCUCCAUGGAUUUGAAAGGAAAUAACUGGUAUUAGAAAAAGGUGUUUUUAACCAUGCCUACACCAAUCCAAUGCUAUAUGAGGGUAGUAGUGAACAAAUGCACACUUCGGGAACAAGGAGAUAUGGGAUACACACAUUGUCAAAACUCUCCACUAACAGCGUACAGCUCCCUUUAGCCUGCAUCCGAACCUUUAGUCCAUGGACAGUUUUCCAUUUAGCAAAACGUGCUUAUUUCCCUUCAAUGUCAUUUGUUUUUGUGUACUUCACUAACCCACAUUGUGGUCAUGACAUUUCAUAGAGAAAAUCCAGGGCUCGUCACAAUUGGCACCCUAUUCCCUAAUAUAGUGCACUUUUAACUAGAACCCCGGUCAAAAGCUGUGCACUACAUAGAGAAUAGAGUACCAAUUGGGACAGGGUGACUACCAAUACCAUGCACCUCUCAAUCGCCCAAGCCUUCUGAUGACACCUUUACGGUUCUCGUGCAGAACUGUUGGUUAUAUACCAGGGGGAAAACAAUAUUUUCCCUGAUAGUCAUUUUGAUAUUGAUUUUCUAAGCACAUUUUUGUAAUGGAUUUUGUUUCAAAGAGAAUAAGCUAUUUGUUUUCCCCUUGCUGUUUUUGUAUUCAUAUUAUACCACCAUUUUGUUGUGAAUUAUGUAGGUAAAGCUGUUGAAUGAUUUGUCAGAUGACAAACCACUGAGAAAGACUUGUGACCGAAGAAGAAAAGAAAAAAGUCUCACUAAAUGAGAUUGUAAUAAUGACCUCAAUCAGUAGCACAGUAUACUCACUUAUUUUUGUGCUGUCCUUGUCUCCUCUUUUGUAUAUAAAAGAAAAAAUAUGAA